Molecule: messenger RNA, 4832 nt
Organism: Gymnodraco acuticeps
Lineage: Eukaryota; Metazoa; Chordata; Actinopteri; Perciformes; Bathydraconidae
Product: M-phase phosphoprotein 9
Exons: 24
Coding region: 162-4010 (1282 amino acids)
Cellular component (GO): centriole
Source: RefSeq, a predicted model, not a curated record
UGGCGUUGCAGGCUGUGAACGUUACAGCAGCCACAGAUCACUGCAGUGCAGUAGCCAACCAGCAACCAGCUAGCUGUCUGGUCUACUCACAGAAAUAUGGAUGAAACGAUGAUACAAGUCAACGGCUGUCAGACUGACCCCCUCUGCAUGGGCCCAUAAACAUGUCCACAGAUGACAGUAUCUCUGAGGAUGCGUCCACCUCGGGGGCUUUGAGCCAUUGCCAUGCCAGUGCUGAUGGGGAUGUGGGUAAGGAGAGUGAGACCUCUUUGGUGUCCUCUGAGGGAACAUCAGCCUCUGGGCUGGCUGUCUCAGAGGACAGACACACAACCUCCCAAACAACAGGAGGCACUGUGGAGAACAUGGACAUCACACCAGCAUGCAACAAGAUCAGGAGUUUGUGUCUGAGCACAGAGGAAGCAUUUGAGCAGAGGAAGAGCCUCCCAUUCAUCAACCCAAGCUCUCUUGAGACCCUCAGGGCUUUGGUGCAGGAGAUCCAAAGCAGCGGAGAAACCGACCCUGAGAUCUGGAAGGAUUGUGAGGGCCGAUGGUUGCAUCUGUUUCAGCUGGUUGAGAAGCAAUACCAAGAGCAAAUACUCGCUCAGCAAGAACAAUACCAGUGCCAAAUACAGUUGAUUCAGGAUGAAAUCAAAGCUCUAGUUCAGCUCCAGAACCGCCAGGCCAGCCUCCAGCCACACACAGAGUUCUCUCUAACUUCGAUGACCAAAACUACCCCAAACAAAAAGGAUUAUAUUUUCCCCCUCAUCUCCAAUGGCUGCACAUUCUCCAAAAAUGUGGCCAGUGACAAUAACAGCCUGGCAGCCCCAGCCCUUACCACUUUUAGCUCCCCCUCACCUCCACUCCAGAGAUCACAGACCGCCAACCAGGAGGGGGAGCGGGCGACCACAGUGCUCAGCAGCGGGUACGGGACUCUGUCUGCAUGGGACACAGCUCUGGAACCUGCAGGGUCUCCGGGGGAAGAUGAGGACGGUGUUCAAGGGAGGGACAAGCAUCAUUCGUCCCUUAACUUUAUAGAAUACACAGAGACUACUUUGAUUGGGGGUCAGCAGGAUUUUACUCAUGUGAUGGCUCUCGGAGUGGAUGAAACUAAUCCACCACUCUACCAGCAGACCAACUCUGGCACCAGCCAGCCUUUGACCUCCUGGGCCCAGAGGCAGAAACUCAGGCCCAAGAAGAGCAAAGCAGAACAAGCUUCAUCCCAAAUCUUUGAGUACCAGGAGCAGCCGCACAGAGAAGCCCACAAACAAAUCCCUCUGGAGAGCUCAGACUUCCAGGAGCAGUUUCAGCAGCAACAAUCGUCUGGGCUGUCGUCCAGCUUUUUCCCCCUGAGGAGGAGUGACAGCCUGCUGUCUGAGGCAUCAGGGCUCACUUAUUGGCGUUUGCAUGAGAGUGAACUGUAUCACCCUCUACCCGACAGCUUCGACAGCGGUGCUUACCUCCUUCUGCAGGAGGCCUCCAUUAGUCUUGAGCCUGGUCUGUCCCUCAAAGAGAUCUAUAACAACAAGCAAAGAACAGACGGUAAACGUUCAGACUGGGAAGGCUCUGUAACAUCCAGUCCUUCGUCACCACAGGUGUUGGACCCAGCUGCUAACCAGCGGCAGUCAGAUCGUACGUCUGGCUUCACUUCGCCCUCUCACUUCAGCAGCCCUUCCUUUGCCGCUCAGCCCCACGUGUACCCCAGAGUAGGAACCCCUGUAACCCCCGACAGCAUGGUGGUGGGCAGUCCCAACCCUGGAGACACAGACUGCAUCUCUGACACCUCCAGUGUUUCAGCUGCCGGGCCUUCCCCCUCUCAUCAGCAGAACCCGUGGGGAAAUGUUUCCCAGGCCGUCCUGUUCCCCUCCCAGGAUCUGACCCAGCCCUGCUCACACACAUCCAGCCAGCAGUGCAGGACCAGCGCCCCAUUAGCCAGCGAGGAGGAGGGUAGUAACACCCACACCAGCACCCUGAAGCCUUGUUCUGCCGCCGGUGCUUCUCUGCGGCCUCCACACAUGGAGAGAGCUUCAUCACUGGAGGAUCCUGUCGUCCUUUCUCUACUGCGGCAGAACCUGAGAGAGAAGCACUCUCGACACGUGGCUGAUCUGAAGGCGUAUUACGAGUCUGAGAUUCAAAUCCUGCGAGACAAACUGAAACUCAGAGAUCUGCCCCAGGAUUUAGAGAGGAGCAACCAGGCCCUCGCAGACAGAUGCAGGCACCUGGAGAAAGCUCUGGCCGAGGCCACCAGUCGAGUUCAAGAACUCGAUGCAACAAACAGCCUGCUGGAGAAGAAGCUGGCAGAAUGGCCGGAGCGAUACGCUGUCGCGGCUGCUACCGUGAAGUCCUUGCAGCAGCGAAUGGAAGAAAGCAAACGCUCGGGCAAAGAGAAGGACGCCUCUGCAGCCCGUCUGAAGAGCCACGUACGGCAGCUGGAGGAGAAGCUGCUGAAAACCUGCAGGGAGGCUGAGGAGAGGGAGGCGAGGAGGGAGAGGGAGGCUGAGGAGAGGGAGGCGAGGAGGGAGAGGGAGUCCAACAUGCUGCAGGAUCUGCUUGGACAAUAUGACUCACUGGUGAAGGAGCACGAGGGACUGAAGGGCAACCUGGUGGCAACGGAGAACAAACUUGACGAUGCCACCGAUCAGAUAUCAGACCUGAAGAGAGUCAUCUCUAAACUGGAGUCUCAGGUGAAGCAGCUGGAGCACGAGAACCAGGCCAGAGCUCGAUACUCUUCCCACAAUAACACACAACCUUCUGGUGCUGGUCUCCUCCACCAUCCUGACCUGCUGAUGUCCCCGAGUAAAGGCAAGGCAGAACCAGAUGUCACGCGCAGGAAAUCCCCUUCUGAACAGCCGAACAGCGGCAGGAAAUCUCCAUUCCUUCAAAACAACCAAUCCAGUAUCCACAAGAAGUCACAUUAUCCAUUUAAUGAUCCAUCAUCGGGAACUGGAAGCUCUGUGGAGAGCUCUUCAGUUGGGGGGAGCUGGAGGUGUGCGUCCCCCCCGGAGUGUGAGCAGUCUCUGCAGCAGCAGCACAAGCAGCAGGAGCAGAGUCAGCGGGAGUCCGGCCCCAGGGAGGGGUCCUCUGCCCUGACGCCCAUGAUGAGGGCCCUGAUAGAGCUGGAGGAGACCAGAGCCACAGAGAGCCGGGCCCCCUGUAAGAACAGCCCCACCCCCUACAGGGUCGGCAAUCAGAGGACCACUGUGGGGUUUGUGGAGCGGAGACACAAAGAGGUGCUGCAGACCGAGAGGGAGGGGGGGAAAUCUGGAGGAGCAGCCAUAGCUGAGCCCAGAGGAGGAGGAGGAGGAAGAGGAAGAGGAGGAGGGGUAGCAAAGAAAAGAGCUGCAGCUCUCCUGAGAGCUCAGAGGAGUCUGUCUCCAGACGGCCACAGAUCCUCCUCACUGCCUCCAGAACAUCGAAACAAACCAACAACUACCCCCACCAAGAGAGGAACUUUACUGAUGCCCAGGUCUGCAAAGUCCAGUCCCAAACGCUGCCCCUCUGAGAACUACUCCACUGCUUUUGGUCACCUGAUGCCAAGAGAGGCACACAUGCACAAAAGGACUGAUGAUGAAGUUGACCAGAGGCGUGAUUCAUUCCACAACGGCAGUCCCAGGAAGAGACUCCAGUUUUCCUCAGCAGACAGAGAAGAUGACCUGCAGCAGUGCUCGGGCAGUGUUAACCCUCUGGAGGGAAACCCCCAGCUGGGCUGGGAGGGGCCGGGGGUCUCUGGUGUCUCCGAGCUGCAGGACUCCUGCGAGGACUCGCCUCCGUUUCUCCUGGACAGAUUCCACUCGCUGACUGAGGCCGAGAAACUGUUGGAUGAGCUGACGCAGGAGAAACUGCAGGUUGAGGCAGCUUUGAGUCGGAUGCCUGGAGCCGGAGGGAGAGUGACUCUACAGACCCGGUUAGAUGAGGUGGCCUUAGAGAACCGUCUGGAGAGGCUGAAUCGACAGCUGGGAUCUCUCCGCAUGACUCUGAAGAGAUUCCACGUCCUCCGCUCCUCUGCCAACAUAUAGCAAAGUUUGUCUUUUCUCACCACAGUGUAGAAGCUACAACUUUCAUACACUGCACUGAUUGUCUGCCUGUGCCAUAAAACCAUCUGUACAAAGACUCCACACCAUCUUUUUAUACGUAUAUCUCUGGGAUAUUUUUAUAUGUCUGAAAGAUAUUUCCAUUUUUGGAGUAUAUUUUUAGAAAUGCACAGAUUUGUAAAGUCGUUUACUUUUUUAGUCACAGAAAUAUUAAUAUGAUAUGUUUUACUUGCCAUAUUCAGGUGUAGAUUUUUAAAUCUGCCAUGUGAAUGAAUAAUCAAAAAGGACUUUCCAGCAGAGACAUUCAUCCACUCGGGAAAUAUGACUGCCAUUUUAAUUAAUGUGUCAAUGAACAUUUCUGACGUCGAAGGUGUUUGUUUUAUGUUUUCGUACAUUUUUAACAUGUUUAUUUCUUUUAAGAGUCGUUUUUUUCUAUUUGCUUUGGGCCAAAUGUAUGAAACUUGAAAAAAUUAUUUGUUUACUUGAAUCAAAAUCGCCUUUUUUCUUUGUUUACUUUCCAUUACUACUUGACACUUUCCUUGCUUUAUGUUUCAUAUUUGUUACAGGACUGGACGCUCUGUAUUGGAGCUCAUUGUAAAAUCCAAACCAGCACACUUUCAGUACACACACACACACACACACACACACACACACACACACACACAUUCUUUGUUGUUUCUCGAUCGAUGCUUGUGCAUGGAAUCUUGUGCACUGCUUACUUUUGCCAUGCAGUUUUCAACAAGACAUGAACUUCACUGGAACUAUAAUAUUGUUGUUGCACAAUAAAUUAAGAUUUUUCGAUAACUA